GAAGCCGGGGAGCGACGGGCGCGGGGUUGGGAGGCCGCGUCGGGGGCGCGCGCGCUCGGGCAGCCCCUCCCUCCGCCGCUCUCCGGCUGGGCGUGGGACUGCGCGCUACGGAGGGCGGGAGGAGGGCUUUGAUGGAUUGAACUGCAGUUGCGGGGCUGGAGGCUGGCAAGGAGCCGCUGGGAGCGCGCGCGGUCGGGGCUUCCUCCCGGGCGCCUCGUCGGGGAAGGAGGCCUCUUCCCUCGGGAAGGUGGGCAGAACCCAGCAGGAAGAGGAGGAGGAGGGCGCCGCCGCCGCCGCCGCCGCUUCCCGCCUGAAAAAUGAAUGAAUGGGCCGGGAGGCGCAGCUGAGCCGCCGCCGCCGCCGGAGCCCCGAGUCUCUCCGCCUCCCUCGCGGCUGGAAGAAGGUCUCGCCGGCGAGCCGCCUUUGUUCGGCGCUCGGCAGGGCUGCGGAGUCAUGAGCGCCGCCGGCGGCCGCCGCUCGGAGCCGGGCGCGUGGUGAGAAGGCGCCGCCGGAGCGAGGCCAGGCUCGCCUCCCCGCCAGAUCCGGGAGGAAGCUGCGCCCGGCGCAGGAGGCUCUUUCGGCGAGCCGGCGCUCCGUCCCCCGGCCGGCGCGUCCGCGGCGCCAUGGGGAACAUCUCCUCCAACAUCUCCGCCUUCCAGUCGCUGCACAUCGUCAUGCUGGGCUUGGACUCGGCGGGCAAAACCACGGUGCUGUACCGGCUCAAAUUCAACGAGUUCGUCAACACGGUGCCCACCAUCGGCUUCAACACGGAGAAGAUCAAGCUGAGCAACGGCUCGGCCAAGGGCAUCAGCUGCCACUUCUGGGACGUGGGCGGCCAGGAGAAGCUGCGCCCGCUCUGGAAGUCCUACAGCCGCUGCACCGACGGCAUCAUCUACGUGGUGGACUCGGUGGACGUGGACCGGCUGGAGGAAGCCAAGACGGAGCUGCACAAAGUCACCAAGUUCGCCGAGAACCAAGGCACCCCCUUGCUGGUCAUCGCCAACAAGCAGGACCUGCCCAAGUCGCUGCCGGUGGCGGAGAUCGAGAAGCAGCUGGCGCUGCACGAGCUGACCCCGGCCACCACCUACCACGUCCAGCCCGCCUGCGCCAUCAUCGGCGAGGGGCUCACCGAGGGCAUGGACAAACUCUACGAGAUGAUCCUCAAGCGCAGAAAGUCCCUCAAGCAGAAGAAAAAGCAACGGUAGACCAGAGAGCCCGAAAGGAAGCUGCGGCGACACGUCCCUUACGGAGCAGCAGAUGAAUGCCUGGGCCCAUCCACCUCUCCAUGCUGACCCAGACCCCUUCCGUUGCUUCCCCAUUAAGAGGCAGGGUAUCGUUUUCGUGCUGGCUGGCACUCGGGAUGCAGGUCAGAUCUGCGCAUGUCCGCUUCCCCCUCCCGCUGCGAAGCCGCCAUGAGCCCCAGGCAGAGGAGGGAUCCCGCCUCGCCUGAGUUUUCCCAUUCUAGCAGGACUAGAAUACAGGCGAGGACCACAUGGUUUUGUCAGCUGCUUCCGUCCCUGUGGACUAACCUACACAACGCAUACCCUUGUUUAAAUUCCUCUGGAAGGUGUCUUUUUAACUAGAUAUGGAUCUAUGUAAUGGGAAGAAAGGACUUCGGGAGAUGAAAGCCAGAAGGCUGGAUAGCGCAGGGCAGGACCCUGUUUCAUCUGGAUUAAAGUUUGUGCUGCCAUCUCAGGAUCUCGGUAGAAGCCCAAGGUGAUGUGUGCAUGAAGAACUAGACUUAAGAAAUAUUGCUUGAUAGGGAAAAGAUGCUGUGGUUGGGAGGGAAAAAACUGAUGCAGAUCAGAGUACAUCUUCAGUGUAUAUUGCUUCAAUGGCUCAUUGAAGCCAGCCUUUGUGGAAACUGUUUUCGGUCCUAAGAUAAGAUAGACAUCGCCAAGGUAUUUAUGGUCUGGCAUUGUGUCGGGUUCUUAUUACCACAGUCCACAUGAUGUGGUGCUACUUCCUGGAGUGACGUGUGUUCUGAGAAAAGUGUCCCUGCCAUUUCAGUUGGGUGUGCAGCAGUGCCUGAAAGUGGGGGGGGGGGGGCAAGGAGGACAGCCCUUUAGGCUUCGUUCAGAACGCAACACCCAUGUACUGCUGUGUUAAAAGAGAAUUCUGUAUGUUGAUUGUGUGUUGAUGCACUUGAAUUGUAAAAUCUUGAGCUGCCUGGAUCCUUUGUGACCUGCGGCUGCUGCCCGGUGCUGUGUCUAAGCAUUAUGCUAACAGAUUUUAUUAUCUUUUCAUAACCAGUCUAUACACUGUAGCAAUAACCAGGAAAACAUUUUCUCAAUCAUACUUUCUUACUGUAACAUUUGACUGCAGACAUCCCACCCCUUCUUCACUAAAUCCAAUCAGACUUAAAUACUCUGACUGGCCUUUCAAUCUAUUAGUGCAUCAUUCUAAUGAUUUUCAUGAACCAGAGGCCCAGCUCACUGCAGCAAUGAGAAGCAAUGGGUUUUGGGAGGAAGCCCAAAUACACUUUGACUAAGCUGAUGAAGUACAAAGACGGAUUCCGUACCAAGUGGAUAUUCUGAAAAGAACAAAUAUUUUGUGUAAGUGAGAGAACUGCCCCCUCCCCCCCCCCCCCCCGGGCUGACAAGUCACCUCAAUGGGUAGAAUUCUGAGUUCCAUCAGUGAAAGCAUUUGAGUUUGCUAGCCCCUCCCUUCGCUGUUCUGAGGGGGUUCUCUCAAUCCUCCAGAGUGGAUUUACAGGGAGGGGGAAGGGGGAAAUCCCAAUUCCUCUAGUGUGAGAACCUGUGCAGGGCUCCCAAACAAGAGACAGGUUAGAUGAAUCCUGCCCAUUUUUUCUUUUUCAAUCCAUGGUUAGUUAUGCUGCUAAGCAUAAAGAAAAUGGCAAGAAUACUCCCCCAUUGUAGGAUUCCUAUGGAUUUCUGCAGUCCAGGAGAAAUUGGUAUUGUUUACAUGGGUUCUCAUCCUGCAAAACUAACAGUGCCAUCCUAUACGUGUCUGUACAGAAGUAAGACCCAUGAAAUAAAUGGGAUUUUCUCCACGGUAUUGCAGGUAACAGGAUUGCAGACCCUUGGAAUUCCAUGGGACUCACUUCUAAAUAGGCAUGUAUAGGAUUGCACUGUAGGGCUGCAGCUAUAGUCAUACAGUUGUACCUCUUGUUACGUCAGUCUCCGGCUGCAUUUUUUCAGGAUACGAAUGCGGCAAACUCGAAAGUGUAUACUUCCAGGUUUUGUCGCAUGCGCAUGCACAGAAGCGCUCUGUGCACCUCGCACAUGCGCAGAAGCGGCACUCUAGUUGCAGACUUUUCUGGGUGCGAACAGCACCCCGGAACAGAUCGAGUCCGUAACUAGAGGUACCACUGUACUUAACCUCAGAGCAAGUUCAUUUAGUUCAGUGGUAUUUACAUCUGAGCAAACAUGCAUAGACUCAGGUAUGCACACUUACUUGGGACCAAGGACCAUUGAGCAUGGACCUCUGAGUGAACAUGCCUAGGAUCAGUUGCACAGCCAGAGAUAAUACAGUAAGACUAUCAGGAAAACAGAUUCAUGAGAAGUUGGGAAGGGAGUUUGAUCAUCUUUCCUAGAAUGGUUAUUAUAAAGGGUUUGCGUGACAAGCCCCUUCGUGUAUUAAAAAGCCUGUAAAAAAGAAAGCUUACAUGCCACAUGAGAGAGUUACACCUGUGGUUCACUGAUUUUAGCUUACUUAACUUCUGGAGCUAUGAUUAUCUGUUUUCUGCUUUAAAAUGUCCCUUCCAGAAACAGCAACAGAAGAAGCCUAAAUUGCCAAAGGAAGAGGAGAAAGGGGAUCUAAUAAAUGAUUUUCCCCUUUCACAGCAAGCUUACUUAAAAGGUCUUUGUAGGAAUCCAUGUAGGAAUUGCCGACUUCUUUUCUUGCAGGGCUUCUGAACCUUUUUACAGCUGCAUAUUAGGUAAAUAUUCAGAAAGCCAAGUUCUUGGGUUUGUUCCCACUGUUGUAAUUUCAUGUUAGAAAAAGUUUUACCUGCUGAAUGUUUGCCUAUUGUGCAACUGUUUAGGGUACAGGAGCCCUGUUAGAUAAGAGGUUAGCUGGUAACCUCUGCAGUCAAGUAUUACUUACAUGCCUGGAGAAUUCUAGUUACACGCAUAGAAACUUGUUCAUUGAUCUACAGAGCGGGCUGGUCCCAUUGUUUUAGAACACCAUAGAACUGUGGUUGUUGUUUUUUUAAAUUGUUUUUAUCUUCUUCCACUCACAGCUCUCUCAAGCACAUUUGUUACCUCAUUACUGAGAGAGACACAGAGAGAAUAUAUUUAUUUUGAAACAAUAUUAAAAGCCAAAUGCUGUAAUUUUGUAAACACUGUUUAGGAAUUAGAAAAUACUGCUCAGAUCAAACUCCACUGUGCCAUAAAAGCCAGUGAGUAUGGGUUCUUUUGUCAUUGGCACAAAAUGUUUCUUACAAGCCUUAGAAACAAUUUCUAAAAGCUAAGUUAUCACAUAAUCUGCUCCUGCAGACCAAGUUGCACAGGUGCUAAGUGACUGGUGCUUAGGCCUUUAUCACCCCAGUUCAGCAAUACAAAGUAUUAGAUAUGCCAAUCUCUCUGUUGGACCAACUUCAGUUGGCACAGGAGUAUGCAGACUUGCGAGUUAUACAGAGAUCUUCAUCCAGCAGAAUGGAAAGGAUGUGGAUGGAUAACACCCAUAAACAUUUAAACACUUCUGUUUGGUGAAAACAACAAGCCUGAAAGAUCUUACACAUUUUCUGUGACCCAUAAGGCACCUAUAUGGUCUUUGAAGCAAAGCAUUUAAACAUAUUCCUGGCCUGGUGGAAGCAUAUGCACCUCUUAGGCAGAAAUCCUGUAGACCUUUACCUGGGAGUAAGUCCUACUAAGCUUUGAGGAACUCAUUUCUGAGUAGACGAAUGUAGGAUUGCACUGUCAGGCACUUACUUCCUUAACUGAGACCAGUAAAUGGGAGUUUGAAUGCCCAGUUGGUGCCCCUAGCAUGCAGACUGCUUUUUACUGCCAGUUGUUUUCUUGUUAUGAAUAGCCAGCACAGCCUUUCCUCUAGCCAAAAACAGUCCUGACAGGCAUCUUCGUUAGUAAAUUGCCUGAACUAAGGUGGCAAAAACACCUUGCCAUUAAAGCUUUAUAUUUGACCCUCCUUUGAGAACAAAUUCUUCCCACUCCCAGUUAUUUUGUCCUCUUCAAAUAAUGUUGGCAGAUUUUUAACAGAUGUUACAAGAUGCUAGUCACAUUUCAGAUGUUUUCUUCACCAUGCACCAAUUAAAGUAUUCUAGCAAAAAACUUCUCUGACCAAUGUUAUAUUUUCAUUUCCUGUUAUCUCUUUCCGGGCUUGCUAUCUCUGUUUUUAUGAUACAGAUAUGAAAUUAUUCAUUCAAUGGGGCGGGGGAGAAAAGUAAUCCUCAUUAGGAAAGGUAAGGAGUUCUGGAAACAUGGAAGGGACUCCAUUGGAGCUGCUUGCACAUACUAAAAUAAUCUGCAGAACCUUCAGACAGUUCUUCUGAUAAAAGGUUGUGCACUUCAGAGGUUACAGGGUUUCUAGACAGGAAGCAGUGUGCAAUCUGCAAGCAGGCCAUAUAUGCUUUGAGGGCACAAACAGGUUUCUGCAACACAGAUGCUUUAUAUGAGCCAGGAAACCUCUGCCUCACCUUUGCUCGCCCGCUCAUGUCUAUAUGCAAUGGAACCCACAUGUGCAGUUAUCACAGGUUGCAUGUUAAUUCUUACACAGAUACUGGGUAGUAUCUAACUCAGUCCAUUGGUGCAAGGUUUUACACCUGAGCAAAAUUUCCUCCCUUGCCUCCUCCCGCACUCCUUUCCCAAUCUGCUCUGGGAUUUUCCUCAAUCCUCUGAAGCAAAUUUGGACAAGAAUGCAGGGUGCACAUCCAUAGAGAAGCGGGGCAGUUCUGUUGCACAAGCAUAAAUCUUUGCACGGAUGGGCUCAGUUUGAUACUGUCCAUACAUUUCACAAUGUGUAAAGCAGCCUUCACUUGAAUUCUUGUUUAGUUAAUUUUCUCUGUACUGUUAGGCAACAAAAUAUUUCAAAGCAGGCAUCAGUUCCACCUCAACUUGCAUGCAAAUAUGCAAUGGAGCUCUGAUGUUAUUUUUCUUAAAGAAGAAACUUAUGAUAAAUCACACAAAUGGAGCUUGAUCAUAAGAAAUCCCAUCCUAUCGUGCAAUUUGCUAAUAAAAUAAUGCUGUUUUAAGACAUUUUGCUGUUUAACUGAUAGUAACAGGAUGAUCAGACUUCACAAUCUCAUUAGUGUUUAUAAUUGAGUUGACUACAACUUGAGAUGGAGCGUAUAGACCUAGCAAGAGCUCGCAGUCUGAUGAAUUAAUGCAAAGCUCAGUCUCAGAUGCAAGGAACUAACAAAGAGUGAAUGUUUUCUAUCUGAAAACCAAGAGUCACAAAGACCAGAUUAAAACAGUAUUUUAAAACCUUAAACACAUAUAAAUAAAGGUGAAAUAAUGUAAGAAGCAUUUGAAUUUUUAACAUAAGCAAAUGAGCACCUGCUACAGACAAUAAUACUCCCUGGCUUACUGAACAGGGAGAGCAAUGCUCUAUAUUCAAUUUAAAUAAUCAAAACCAAUAUGUGAAGUUACAGAAAUAUUUAAAAUAAAAUUAAUGAGUUUCCAAUUUUAUACAGUUUUCUUAAUUUACUUUUGGACAUUUUGUUUCCUAAUAAAACUUAUUAAGUUUAGUAGUCCUUAACCCAUUAAGAUGUUUUUUUUAUCAGAACAUCUAUGUAGCAGAAACAAAAAGUUCAAUACAGUGGUACCUCGGGUUAAGAACUUAAUUCGUUCCGGAGGGCAGUUCUUAACCUGAAACUGUUCUUAACCUGAAGCACCACUUUAGCUAAUGGGGCCUCCCGCUGCCGCUGCACGAUUUCUAUUCUCAUCCUGAAGCAAAGUUCUUAACCUGAGGUAUUAUUUCUGGGUUAGCGGAGUCUGUAACCUGAAGCCUCUGUAACCCGAGGUACCACUGUACAGUCAAACCUCGGUUGUCGAAUGCAAUCUGUUCCAGAAGCUUGUUUGGCUUCCGAAAUGUUUGACAACCGAGGCGCAACUUCCGAUUGGCUGCAGGAGCUUCUUGCACUCAAGCAGAAGCAGAAGCAGCGUUGGACGUUCGGCUUCCAAAAAAGUUCGAAAACCGGAACACUUACUUCUGGGUUUUCGGUGUUCGGGAGCCGAAACGUUCCAAAAGAGGAGUUUGGGAACCGAGGUUUGACUACAGUCUCUAAAAUCCUAGCCUUAUUUAAUUAUGAAAGAUAAAGUUUGGCAUUUUCAUAAGAAUGGUUUCACACCUGGUUUCAUUCAAGUAAAUGGUCAUGCCUGAAAGUCAUUCGACCCUUUCAUGUGUUGUUUAGUCACUUAAUUUAUCUUAUUUAUUUAAGCUUCAAUGUACAGAACUUUGUAAUGAUUUCACACGACAGUAAGAUCAAUAAAGCUUUGCUUCUAGAAAGCAUUCUGU
Molecule: messenger RNA, 7437 nt
Organism: Podarcis lilfordi (Lilford's wall lizard)
Lineage: Eukaryota; Metazoa; Chordata; Lepidosauria; Squamata; Lacertidae
Source: the annotation of a GenBank genome assembly